UCUGCCGUGUGUAAACAGCACAAGAACCUUCAGUCUACUCCGAGUGAGGCCAUGGAUGCGAAUCGUAGCAAGUUCUGUUGGGAGACGACAUUUUUCUUGCUCCUGCUUCUUCUAGUCCUUGGACCCUCUAACAACUGCAGGGACGUCAAGUUUGAUCCCAGGCGACUCCUCAGGGCUAAGGCUUCCUUUGGAAAGCUGAUGCGUGCUUGUAAAGUCGAAUUCGAUGCUGCCAUUGCAGCGACACCUCAGGACGGAAAUCACAAGCGGGUUGACUUUUUCUGCGACCUCUACUCAUCCUGUGUUGGCACAGUCCCUGAGAACACAACAGUUAAUGUAUUCUCCUGCAUGAGGGACAUGAUGCUGGAUAAAGAGUUGCAGCCCGACAUCCUGAGCGAAGGUGGCUCACCGUACACUAAGCUUAUAGACAACGUAUUUCUCUGCGCCAACCGCACUGUGGUAAACGAUCUGAGCGUCGAGGACCUGGAAUUUGCUUUAUCAUUCAUCAAGCGCUUCAUGUAUCGCUUUGGAUGAUUCAAGGUACAGUGGUGAGAAGCAUGAGGCGACCACCAAUAAAGCA
Molecule: messenger RNA, 577 nt
Organism: Ornithodoros turicata
Lineage: Eukaryota; Metazoa; Arthropoda; Arachnida; Ixodida; Argasidae
Exons: 6
Coding region: 52-531 (159 amino acids)
Source: RefSeq, a predicted model, not a curated record